This is a messenger RNA of Ictidomys tridecemlineatus (thirteen-lined ground squirrel), 3082 nucleotides long. It is a transcript of the gene Rd3, whose product is annotated as RD3 regulator of GUCY2D. The record is from RefSeq and is a predicted model, not a curated record. Lineage: Eukaryota; Metazoa; Chordata; Mammalia; Rodentia; Sciuridae. Gene Ontology annotation, biological process: retina development in camera-type eye.
GCAGCUUGGGAGCUGGCCCUCCUCCAAGUUCAGCGGGGAGCAGUGGCUCCAGCCUCCUGGGACCCACACACUCUCCACAAACACCAGAAGGCUGCAUCUCUCCUCCAGGCAGGACUGUUUUCUCUAGAAAAACUUCUACGGGGUACAAAGAGCAAAAAGCACAAGGAGACAGCCAGCAGCACAAGAGGAUCAGAGAGUGGGGGAGCCAGGAAAGAUGUAGUCCACGCUGCCCGCCCCUGCCCGCCACCGCCACCCUCCACCCUCCACCCUCGGCUGACCGACUUUCUGGUUUUCCCUGAAAAGAUCCAGACUCUCUUCUCCCAGACUUGCAAGCAGAAAGCAGGAUCCCUGCUGAGAACCUGUACUUGGACAGAACCUCAGGAAACUUGGAAGCCUCUCUGGGAGAAGCCAGUUCUAGUAUUCUCUCUUCUGCUUUUGUGGAGAGGAAAAGGAAGAGGAGAUGAGACCCAAAUCAGAGAUCCUCUCAUCAGUCUGAGAACCAUGAAUUUAUCAACUGUAAUUUCAAGGUUCCGAGUCAGAUCAAGGGAUUUAGCAACAACCAAGAUGUGUGGGUGAUGUGUGAGCCUUAGUCCCCUUGACCGUGGAGCGGCCUGUGAACCUGCAAUAAGACUCCCAAGAGUGUGGGCCUGGACAGCAGGGCCUGGAGGGGCCAUGUCUCUCAUCCCGUGGUUCCGGUGGAAUGAGCCCCCACCCCGGCUGUCAUCCAGGAGCCCUGCUGAGAUGGUGCUGGAGACGCUCAUGAUGGAGCUGGUGGGGCAGAUGCGAGAGGCUGAGAGGCAGCAGCGGGAGCGGAGCAACUCGGUCAGGAAGAUCUGCACCGGUGUGGACUACAGCUGGCUGGCCAGCACGCCCCGGUCUACCUAUGACCUCAGCCCAGGGGAGCGGCUGCAACUGGAGGAUGUCUGUGCCAAGAUCCACCCAUCCUACUGUGGGCCUGCCAUCCUCAGGUUCCGACAGCUGCUGGCGGAGCAGGAGCCCGAAGUGCAGGAGGUGUCCGGCCUCUUCCGCUCGGUGCUGCAGGAGGUCCUGGAGAGGAUGAAGCAGGAGGAGGAGGCCCACAAGCUGACGCGCCAGUGGAGCCUGCGACCCCGGGGCAGCCUGGGCACGUUCAAGAGCCGCGCGCGCAUCUCGCCCUUCGCCAGCGACAUCCGGACCAUCUCGGAGGACGUGGAGCGCGACGCGCCGCGGCCGUCCCGCACCUGGAGCAUGCCUGAGUUUCGGGCACCCAAGGCCAACUGACCUCGGCCACGCCCCUGUUCAAAGCCGAGACACCUGCAGGAGGGCAUGAUAGGCCGGUGACCUGGUCGUCGGUCCUGGAACCUCUCCCCCAAACCCCGAUGAAGAGAUCAGAGGCGGCCCUAUCCCAAGAUGCUGCUGUAAAAUGGGUCGACCUCUCCCCAUCUCACCCUUUUCUGACCUUGGGACCAAGUCAGGAGAGUCAGGGCGUAAAGCUGCAGUGGCAGGCGGCCCCCCCCCGCCCCCACCCCCGCAGAGUCUCAAGGUCUUGAUAAAGAGACCCAAGUCCCAUCUCCAUCUCCUACAAUGAGUUGCCCUAUCUUUUUUUUUUUUUUUUUUGCAAGAUAUCACCCCAAAUUUAGGAAUAUCCUUCAUUCCCUUCCUUGGUAAUGAUAAGCGAUUUAUGGAAUAGUGUCCAUUCUCUGUUCCUGAUCUCAUCCCUCGGGGGUGGGUCACAGCCUCGUGGGCGGGCAGAGCCGGCAGAUGCAACAUACCACUGCAUCCACUCUUGUCAGCUAGUGAGUGAGGAAGCCAGAAUUCAGACUGGGACAACUUCUUCUGUCUUAAAGCGCAGCCAGGUCCACACAGGCAGACAGAUUGUUCCAGAAGUCUCUGCCCCUGAGUUCCUGAAUUCUGGGCUAUAAUGGGACGUCCUAGGGGGGUGCAUCUCCAUUUCUGUGGUCUGAUCAAUACCUCCCCUGUGUUGGGGAAAAGUGUCCCUAACUACCAGUGCAUGCUCAGAAAAUGCAAGUGGAUCUUAUUAAUAAUCUAAAUAAAAUGCCAAAAGGAAGUGAAACAAUAGAGAGUGAAUUCAUAUAUUUCCUGACCAAGCUCAGUGGAAAUUCAUCCCCCUUCCUUUUAUUUUGGAGACAGCCACUUUACCCAGGCUGGUCUUGAACUCAUAGGCCCAGUGCUCUUCCUGCCUCAGCCUCAAAAAAAAAAAAAAAUCUUUUUUAAAUGAUCAGGUUUUGGAUUUUCACUCAAAUCUGAACAGAAAAUCAUUGGAUGGUGGAACCCUCUCAUUCAGUGCUAUAAAGAUGAAGAAGCUGAUUGGCUUAUUGAACAAUUGGGAGAAGCUGAGAAUCACUUAAAGAAAAUGUACACCUUAAAAUAAACAUGUAUUUGAUUGGAAGACAUUAGAAAGUUCAUUCAAUUGCCAAACUUUGGAUGUAGGUCCAAGGUAUGUUCACUUCUCUGUGACAUGUAUGGGUUGAGUGAUGGGAGUUCCACACUCCAGCUGAUUGCUUUGUGUGUACUGUAAUUAUAUCAAUAAGAACAACUGGUAUCAACAAGUUUUUGGAACAAACAGAAGAGACUCUUGGUAAGCAGCCACCCAGUUGGAAGGAGUGACAGUGUUGAGGAAGAGCAAGAACAAAGCCUACAAGCCAUGAGCUUUUCUGGGUGCCCUGACUAGGAUCAGCAUGUUUUCACUAGAGGAAUGGAGGGUCAUGGUUCACCUGGAAGGAGGUUCAAGAGGCUGGCUCAGAGAACAUCUACUCUUUUCUUUCUUCUCAAUCACCGUACACUUACUUGUUCUCCCCAGAGAAAAGAAAGACCUGAGGCUUUCAACAUGGUGUCCUUUUAAAACAAAGUUUAAGUGACUGACUACCAGUUAAAACCUUCUCUGCCAAUCUCACUUGUGACAGAGCCCACCAGCUUCCCCAAUGACUAAUGUUCUGCUGCAGCUGAUUCAACAUUGACACUCAAACUUACCAGGGUCAGAAGGUUGUUCCUGUACAUUCAGUUUGUUAAAGAGACUAAUGAUAUCUGUUUCUACUUUUAUUUUUAAAAACUCAGGAGCAAUGAAUAAAAGGACAAAAGAGUG